AUGCCAGCUCCCCUCGGCCUCAUCGCCGUCGCCUUGCUGCCAAACGUCGAGGAGGAGCCGCGGCGCGAACGGCUGCCGCGACACAUCUUCUCCUUUUGGCACGAGGAGCGCCUUCCAACCGCCGUCGCCGGCUGCUUCCGUCUGCUCUCCCGGCUCAACCCGGACUGGACACUCAGCGUCAUCACGCCCGAGUCCGCGUUGGAGCUUCAGCUGGCGCCGCCACCGCAAUCCGACUCGGCGGCCAUUAGCCCGCAGCACCUCGCGGAUUGGUACCGGUUGGAGGCGCUCUACCGCCACGGCGGCGUGUGGAUGGAUGCCUCAAACGUGCAGCUGCAGCCGCUCGACAGCUGGGUUGAUCAACACAGCGACGCGUUGCAGGGCUUCUUGUACCCUCACGACAAUGAAACCAUGGAGAACUGGGCGAUUGCAGCGCCGGCGCAGAGCGACUUUGUGGGCUGCUGGUUGGCCGAGUAUCGGCAGGCGCUGACCGGGUUUGACGCCUACUGCGUAGCCGCGGCCCCGGAGCACGCGAGCCCCGGGCUGCGCGAAGGCCUCCCCUACCUCACGCAGCACCUCUGCUGGCGCGUGUGCCGCGCCCGCCUGCGGUCGUCUCCUCUUCGCCUGCGCUCGAGCGUCGAGCCCGGCGGGCCGAUGCACUACCUGUGGCGGGCGGCGGGCGGCGACCGCGCCUACCUGCGGGAUAAUUUGCCUGCCGACUAUGAUGCUUCGUCGGGCGCAACGACCAUCGCCGCCGACGCGUACCUCCCUCUCGUCGCGGUGCGGCGCCUCAUGUCGCUGACGGCGGCGCGGCUGCGCGAGGAGGAGCGGGAGACGCCCUUCUUCAAGCUGCGGGGCAGCGAGCGGGACAUGCUGCAGGCGCUGCUGGAGAGCAGGGCAAGCCGCUGCGACUCGCACCUCGCCGCGCAGCUGCUACCCGCCGGCUCGCACGUGUCGGCGGUGGACGGUCCGUGCGUCGCGUCCACGCCCAGAGGACUGCCACCCCCACCGCCGCUCGCCGCCUCUGCCGAGAGGGCCGUCAUCAUCCGCCCGCACGUCAUCACCCUGGAUGCCGGCUCGGCGCGCUAUUCCGCCUUUCGCGCCGCCAACGCGCACCUGCUCGCAAACCUGACCGUCUGGCGCGCGGUGGACGGGAGAGAGCUGCGCCUGUCCGAGCUCGUCCCGGAGGUCAUCUCGCCGGGGCUGCUUGCGUCCGAGGAGGACCUCAAUGCGGGCAGCGUGGGCACCGCGCUCUCUCACCGGCGCGUGUGGCAGCACGUCGCGGACAGCGAAGAGACGGCACUGGUGCUCGAGGACGACGCCGUGACGCACCCUCAGAUCGAGGCAUGGGCCUCGCGCAACCACGAAUUGCUCGCGGCGGCCGACCUGACGCUCUGCGCCUUCAACCAAGACACCAUCACUGCCACCAUCGACCCGCGAACGGGGAGCGGUGCGAUCAGCGCGUACGAUCCGCCCCAGCCGUACCAGAGGCCCUGGAUCCACGCAGCGCUCCGAAGCACGUGCCGCGUCCGCCGCGUCCGCCUCUCGCACGCGUGGGGCACGGCGUGCUACUGGCUCAGCCCGCAGGGAGCGCGCGCGCUGCUCCGCCGCGCCCUGCCCCUCUCGACGGAGUCCGUCUUUCGGCACAACGCCGCCGCUCCGAGCGGCUGGCCGCCGCCCGGCAAGGAGGCGGCGCUCUACGGCCCGUUUGAGCAGCUGCGGGCGAUUGCGCAGGCGUCGAUCGACUCGCGGCUCAACGCGCUGUACGAUGAGCUCGACGCCUAUAUCCUGGCGCCCCGGCCGCUCGCCUACACGGAGAACGACAAGGCCGAGUCCACCAUCCGGCGACGGCCCGGGGGAGGGGGGCUGGUCAUGUAG
This is a messenger RNA of Emiliania huxleyi CCMP1516, 1875 nucleotides long. RefSeq lists its product as hypothetical. The record is from RefSeq and is a predicted model, not a curated record. Gene Ontology annotation, molecular function: glycosyltransferase activity. Bases 1 to 1875 code for a protein of 624 amino acids. NCBI's taxonomy places the organism in Eukaryota, Haptophyta, Isochrysidales, Noelaerhabdaceae. The transcript has 2 exons.